CUGAGCCGAAUAUACGACUCAAAAUUCGUAACGUGAUCCAUGCACCAAUUCAAGCCAGCUUUUAGAAGGAAUAUAAGGGAACAAAAAGUGGAAAUAAAAAAAAAUAGUGGAAUUGACUCGGUCGGAUUGAGGAUUUUGGUGGUGGAAUGGAUCUAGUAGCCUGUUUUGAGACCGUAUAAUAAAAGUGUAAGGAGUAAAGUAAUGUAAUUGUGUAAAAGAACUGUUAAGUAAGUAAAGUACGUAGUAGUUUACUUAAUAAUAAGAAUAUUCGCAAAGAAAACGGCAGCAUCGGUCUGUAUCUCUCGUAAUAAUAUAAAUAUUAGACUCGUACGUAGCACAUGAUUGACUUGACUUGAAUUGUGUACAUCGUACUCGGCGUGUAAUUUGUAUACAUACUUUGUUGUAUCGUAAACCGUAUAAUGAAAUGAAGUCCAAGUUGAGAAAAGAAGUGGUGUAACGAGAAGAAGAAGAAAUACGAAAUUAUGCAAAGUCAACAAGAAGUUUACCUUAACACCACCACAAUUUCGCAACGAUCCGGAGGAGGACAAUAGAAAAGAGUUGAGGAAAAUAAAUAACUUUCUUUCACAAGUAAAAGCCUGCAACAUGCCGUAAAAGUUGGAGAAAGUUGAAGAGCAGAGAUUCACCGAGGGGAUGAAACUGAUGAUAAGGCAUCGAUAAGGUAGUCACCCCGGACUCUCCAAACAUUUCCUCGAGGAUUUCCUUUCUCCGCUGCCGAAGGUGCUUUCUCCUCCACCUCCGCAGCAAUAAUAAUGACAGAGGAACGCAUCCAUCCAUCAUCAUCCCCACAAGAAAAAGAAGAAUAAUUAACUAACGCAUGCCUUUCAACCAAACCAAAGAACAAAGUCUUUAAUCGCAUCUUUUAAUCUUAUCCAUACACACAUUUUCCACCCACCCACGAUUCUCACACCAAAACCACCACCACCACGACCAACCAGGGGAAAAGUCUUAAUGGGCAGCAAGUAUCCGCUUCGUCAGCAGCACACCCAACCAGUCCCACAAAUCAAUAACUAAACUUCGAUCAGACUGACGGGCAGGCUGGCAGGAUGGGGAAAGCUAAACAACUUUUGAAGAAAGCUGCCCCUUCCAAACCGUUGAAAAUCUCGACCUCCCUCUUCAAACGGAGGCUCUCCAAAAACUCGUCUGGUCAAGUGGUCAGUGGGCGAGAUAAUAUCAAAUCGGGCAAGAAAUUGGCCCCCACAAAAGGAGGCAAAGAAUCAUCAAAGUCAAAACCAGAACCGUCAACAAGUAGACGAGCCUCCAGUUCGCCAACCCCGAAAUUAGGGAAGAAUACGAAAAAGACUGCCACCACCACCACCACGACAACCUCCCCCAAAAAGAAGGGAAAGUCCAAUUCAUCAUCGGUCACAAAGAGUAGUGAAACGUCACUAAAAAAUAAGAAGGACGUCCCCCCUCCGAAAGGAAAGCAGGCGGCGUCAACAAAAGGUGUUCAAAAGAGAAAGCAAAGCCCACCAUCGAAACCACCACCACCGAAAUCCGGUGGAAGGGGAAGAAGGUCCAGUUCCUCCUCGGCUGACGAGAAUAAUAGUUCUUCCAGUGAAAACAGUAGUAGUAGCAGGAGUACCACCAGCAGUACCACUGCCACCGGUCGUGGUGGCAGGAAUAUUAAGAAAUCCACCACCACCACUACGAAACAAACUCCUACUAAAGCAACUACUACCACUAAAAAUAAGCGGUCCAUUAAUAAUAAAAGUGAUGCCGACAAAUCUAAGCCAUCCCCUUCUUCCUCCUCCGAAGAAGAUGACGACGACACAGAAGAAAAUAGUGACGAAGACGAGGCAUCCUCUCCUCAUGGCAGUGACGAUGACGCCUCUUCUUCCCCCGCCACCACGAACUCAUCCUCAAGUGAUGGGAGUGACGAUGACGACGACGACACCGAUUCUGCCCCCGCUUCCAAAAAGAAGAAGACCAAACCCACCCCUGCCAAGAAGAAGGUAGUCCCCACAAAAAACAGCAAAUCAUCCCCCACCAAAGGAAACAAGCCGAGUAGUAGUAAAACUAGCAGUAAUAAUAAAAAGGUUAUCAAUAAGAAAGGUGGCGCCGCAUCCCUUAUCGCCUCCAAGAAGAAAAAGCUUAUCCCCUCCAAGUCAGGCAACAAAUCCAGCACGGAAAAGUCCUCCGGGAAAGCAAAGCCUUCUUCUUCCACAAAAUCAAAACCAAAAGAAAAACCAGGCAAAGGGAAAGCCCCCAAGAACAAAGAUAAAGAUACCAAAAAAGAGAAAGCCUCUUCCACCCCCAGUAAAAAGACGAAGGUAAAACCUCGCGCAAAGUUUAAGCGGAUGGCGUCCCUCAAUGCGAAAGCUAUUCUCGAGGCCAGUUUCAGUUUUGAGAAUCAAGACAAAAAACAACGAAGCAGCAGCAUCCCUCCCCCCGGAGUAAGUAGUCCCCCUCUCAAAGUGAAGGAGGAAACCAAAUCAAGUUCUGUCUCAGUUUCCACGUCCCCACCACCACCUCCCAUCGCUUUUAUGCCAAAGUCAUCACCACCACCACCACCAGGAAAAGUUGGGAAGAGAAAGUCUUCAGAAAUAUUGUCGAGCAGCAGCAGAAGGGAGAGCACGGCGAGUAAUAGAAGUUCGAAAGAGCAGAAUAACCACCACCAAACUCCGUCUUCUUCUUCAUCUUCCAAACCUUCCAGCAGGCGAAACUCGUCCACCACCACCUCGACUUCCACUUCCACUUCUGCAGACGGGCCCAAGACGAAGAAGAAGGAUACCAAAGCAGUAGCAGUUACGACGUCUGCCUCGUCUCCCGGUCCCAACAAGAAAAAGAGCAAAGUUUCCGUAUCCACGACGUCGACAUCCACGGGAACUUCGCCACCUCCAAGUAGUGCAGAGUUCUACCCGCCUCUUCCUCUUUCUGCAGACGACAGGCAGAGGAAACAAAAGGUCAAAAAGUCCAAGUCCAGUGGAGCAGGGGUCAACUCGUCCUCGUCAACUUCGACGACGACAAUGGGAGAUGGCAGGAGCAAGGAGUCGUCGGGAGUACAAGCUAAUCAAGUUAAAAGUGCCGGAAGCCUCGCCAAAGAGAAGGAGAGAAAGUCCUCCAGCUCCGUUGCUCACUUUGGCAACUUCUACCAACCUGCCGGGCCGUUAAUUGAACCUCACAAAGUGCCGGCUGGUCUCCUCCCGGAAACCGUAAAACUUCCCCCCGACCUCAAAGUAACAUAUCAGACGCACCCACCAAAGAAUCCGGCAGUGUCCUCGCAGCAGCAUUCCUCGUCGUCGUCCUCAUCGACGUCGGCAUCCUCCUCCGCCGCCAAGGCCGACACGAGCAGCGGGAGGAAGCAUGCCACAAAUUCUAAGGACAAAAGUAGUAGCGGACAAAUCCUUCACCAACCGUACAAAUCUUCUUCUUCGUCGUCGUCGACAUCUCAAUCUCGACACCAAUCUGGCUACCCGACGCCCAAUUCGACGGGGAGCAGCUAUGUCAUCAAUCCCGCCACCGCGACAGGGUCUCCGCUCCAUCUGAGUAGUCAGCCAACCAUGUCGUCGUCGUCACACCAUCACGGUCACGGCCAUCAGAUUCCAGUUCCACCAGGACCAGCCUCGUCUUCUGCUGCUCCUCCAUCCGCAGGCGGAUUGUUUUAUUCCACUUCGGCAGCCUACGCUCCACACCAUCAUUCCCCCUUUGCGCCGAGCAAGUAUCCCAUGGUGCCACCAGAGUCGUAUAGGACACAUUCCCCCUACCAAAACUCGUUCCUCUACCCUUCCGCCAACCCAGCCGCCCAAGCAGCCCAAGCCCAACAGCAGUCCUACUUCAUGACGCCUUUCUACACGCCCCCUCUCACGCCAAAUUCCACCCCAGGAGUCAUGCCCAGCGGAAUCGUGGGCGGACCACCGCGCCCCCUCUCUCUCACCCACCCUUCCAUGGCGGCCGCCUCCUUCUACGCGCCCCCUUCCGCCCUCCAACCCCCGCAGGGGAUGCAUCCCGCCUCCAGUUACCUCGUCGCGUCGCCUCACCACUCCCUACAACCACCCCCAACAGCACCAGUUUCCUCAUGUCCCACAACUCUUAGGCAACAUUGGUUUGAAUUUUUCUACACAGGACAUGCUGGGCGUUUUCUUCCCAAUCCGUCUACCCAGCCAGCAUGCCCAUGCCCUACGGAGCCGCCAUGUCCGCCGAGCAGUACCAGCAGCAACAGGCCGCCGCCGCAGCAGCAAUCUGUUUUCAACGUUUUGCAUCCGGCCACCCUGGAGGCGGGUGUUAAGCCCACGUCCACCUUAUCAAAAAAACCAACAGCCUUAUCAUCUCGUCAUCGCGUCGUCGUCGCUAAACAAAUCCUUCCCCGUCCUUCCGCCUCGUCACCCCCGGACACCCCGCCCCCCAUCACAAUCACGCUCCUCAAUAACCACAAAAACCAGACGAGGGGCCAGCUCGAAAGUGCGAAAACCUUCACGGAACAGUAUUCUCUGCCCGAUGAUAUAACCAUAACGCCAAUCAUAGUCAAUAAUAGUUCCAACAAUAGUACGGCCCUAUUGUUGAAAAAUACAUCCAUAUCUCUCAUCCAUCCCCCAACAAUGUCCUCUUCCCCCCCGAAAAAUAAUUCCUCUCCGCCGGUUCAUAAUAGUGCUGCGACGAAUCCAGGUCAAGGUGCGCGCGCUGUGACGAACGCUGCGUCGAAGAAGAAGGAGCGCGACAUUGUGCACGUCAUCGAUCCCAGAAGUGGCCUUAAGACGACGAUCGCUAAACAUAUUAGCAAUCGGAACCUCCUCGUCAAGAAUAACAAGGCGAUGGCGAUGAUCACAAGUCCGAAAAGUAGUCCUGCAGAUACUACUACGAGGGGAGGAGGAGGUGGAGGCAUGAAAAAGCUUGGGGUUGGUAAACUCAACCCUGACUUGGAUGUGAUAGUGAUCAACAAUAAUAACGGAAGUGGAGUGGUGGAAUGUGAUGAUAGCAUCACGGAAAAUUUGGCUCAGUAUCACGCCGCCGUGGUGGCUGCUGCUGCUACGAGUACUAAUUCUAACAGGAAAAAGUCCCCUAUUAUGCAACAACCUGGUAAAAAACAGGGUGGCAAAAAAAGGUCACCCUUCGCUGCCAGUAGUGCGACCACCGUUGCUGGAGGGAUGUCCAUUCUCCAACAAAAUCUGGCCCAGCACGCAGCCCAUAAUUUGUUGGGGGGCAGAGUGGUCAAUGAUCCUGUUCGACUCCAAUCUCCGAACUAUUCCCUCCCUCCGGGAAUCAGUAUCUCGUCCCGAGGCGGAAAAUCCCCGGGUAAUCAGAAUAAUAAUAUCGGUCUAAAUCUCACCGUGAACAAAGGUCGCAGUAGUCAACUUCACUUUGACGACCCCAACACCGUCCACGUGCAGGCUGUCCAACACGUGGCGACCACAAAUAACAACAAGAAACGCAUCUCGCUCAACGAGUGCAUCGACGGUUUGCAAAAAAAGAAGUUAAAACUCCUCGAAGAUCCGCUCCUCGUUCCUGGUUUGAACGGUGCAAAUCCAGUCAACGGAAAUGUGAUAUCCAGAUCAUCGAAAACGAAUUUCGCCAGUAAUAAUAACGGAACCACCAGGUUGCAUUCCGCACUAACGCCGAAUUUCAAUUCCAACGCGGUGACCAAUGGUGGCCCCAUUUUCGGAAAAGCGAAGAACUCCUUAUCAUCCACCAAGAAACCUGUCCUUGUCGAUUCAUCCUAUUCUUCGGCACGUGUCCGAGACCCGCAACUUCAUCGGGGCGGGACCGUGAUCAAAUCCAGUGAUGCCGUAGCCGCCGUAAGUGCCGUGGUCAUAGAUCCCGACACGUACCACUUGAAGAGCUCAAGACUGGGAAACGGGAACGGGAAAGGGCUCCGGAACGGGUUUAAUAAGAAGGCUACCAGCAAAUUCCAGCAGGGAAAAGGGGGCAAGACUUCGACCCUCGCUUAUCUUCCCCCAGGCCGGAGAGACCUUAACUUUGUCGUGGGAAUGUCCAAAGUCAAGACGAAGGGGAUAUCACUCGAAAAAGCCGCGGCGAAUUAUCUCUCGACCAGAAACACGCGAAGUACCGCGGCCAAUGCGAAGAUUAAGACGAGGUUUUCCAACAAGCCGAAGGGCAGCGGCGGGGGUGGGGGUGGAGAAUCUUCGUCCAACACGAUGAGUAAUAACACGCCACGGAAUAGGUCUCGUCUUCUCAGAAAAGGGAACCAGAUUUGUGGCGUCGUUGUGACCGGGUUGGGCAGCAGUGGGGGGAUUGGGCGAAGGAGUGAGAGUGACUCGAGUACAAAUACGAGCAGGAGCAGUUCCGCGGUGAGGAUUAUUAACGGAAAUGUUUCUACUUCUUACAACAAUUCGUUAUCCUCCUCCCACACGAGUAGUAAAGUCGAGCGAGAAAAUAGGAAAUAUCCGACGCAAGCUUUUAUCAACGCGGUCGCAGAUUUAUACCAAUACAGAAGGAACGUGCUGCUCCGCGUGCCUCGAGCCGGGGUUGGCGUCUUCCCAUCAGCCAGCAGUAUUAAUCUCGAUAAGAGCUUGAGUCCUAGUAGUUCACCUUCGUCGUCGUCCUCCUCGUCACAACAACAGUCUCCACUUGUUGCCGCAUUUCCGAAUCACAACUUGGCCUCCAGGUCCAGCAGCCCGGCGGCAACGACGUUGAAUAGUGGCUUUUCGAAAGGUCCGAUUGGCUCCAUGGCGGCGAAUGCGGCGAAAAAGAGGGCCGUCGUCAAGCCCCUCUCUCCCGCGGCGAUUAACGGUGCCUUGUUACAAAUGGGGAUGGCUAGAAGGGCUCCGAAAUGGUCGAAUGGAUGGAGGUUUGAGGGCGAGCCGUAUGAGACCAAGGUGUUUUUGAAUAACGAUGACCCACCCGUUGUUCGUCGAUGUUAUCCUGCCAUGAGACACGAGAGUGGGGAUGUGAUUCAAACGCGAGACUGUGUUCUUCUAAAAUCGGGAUCCAAGAAGAAUGAUUUGCCUUACAUUGCGAAAAUUGCGACCCUGUGGGAAAACCCGAUCGAUGGCGAAAUGAUGUUUUCUCUUUUGUGGUACUAUCGACCCGAACAUACAGAAAUGGGGCGAGCCAAGGAAGACAUGACGGACGAGAUAUUCGCUUCCAAACAUCUCGAUGUCAAUUCCGUCGCUACGAUUGACGAUCGGUGUUACGUCCUGACUUUCAAUGAGUAUUGCAGAUAUCGCAAAAGACUGAAACAACUCCAAGAAGCUCUCCCCAGCAAACCACUCCUUUCCCUCAGUGGAUCCGCAAUGCACAAUAAUAACGCUGCCGGCAACAUCGCGGGCGCAGUUUGGAACGGAAAACCAACCACGGAACAAAAUCGUCCCGCAUCACCGGGAAAAAUAUCCCCCGAAGUUGUCUUCUUCUGCAAAAAAGUUUACGAUUUCCGACAAAAGAGGAUCAUGAAGAACCCCUCCUAGCAGUUACGGUUACGUUCAACCACCACCACCAUUUCACGCAAUAAUAAGGAACAACUGCAGGAAGAACUUGUUCCAAAGGACGACGCACCUCCUCCUCCCCCCGUGGUUGAAUGUUCACCCCCACCUCAAGUUCCAGUUUCCCAAGUGCCACAAUCAACAACGACACCACCACCACCAUCACCUGUAAUAACGACACUGUCGACAUCCACGCAAACCGACGACGAACCAAUCGAUAAUAAUAAUGUUAUUGAAAAGAAAUUCUGGACCAUUUCCUUAUCCGUGGUUUCCUUUCAGUAUCAAAAUAACGACGACGCCGUAAUUAACUUGCAACCUGAUCAAUCAAAGUUAUUAUAAUUACGUAGUAGAUUAUGUAAUAAUUAUUGUGAUGGUUGUAAAAAGAAAAAGUUGUCUAGUUGGUAUCAUACAUAGGAGAGAAAUUUGGUUAUGUAUCUAUCCCUGCGUUAGGUAGAUAGAUAUCAUUACUGACCGCUGAUAAUGGUUGCCUUUUCUCAAUUUUUGACUCUAUACAUAUUUAAAUCUGGAACGUAUGUAUACUAAAAUUAUUAUGACCAUAUAAACCACCAUUUAACAUUACAUUUCGAAAUUUUGGUUUUAUGUGACACCACAAUUUUGAGUUUUAAGGUGACGAUCAAUUAAUUAAUUAAUUACGUUUCGGAGAAAGCAUGUCACUUUUAUCCCCGAAUUUUUUAUGACAUAUUUUAUCCUGAAAAUCUGAACUUUGUUUUUUGUUGGUGCUUACUUUUGAUACUACUUUUUAAAUAUGACACUUUUUAUGUUCCAAUAUUUCCCAGAAUUAUCUAUGACCUGUUUCACAAAUAAAAUAAUCUAUUUAUUUAUUAUUUGGCUGUAAUAAUAAAUAUGUUCAAAAAAGAAGAGAAAGAAAUAAGAUGCAUCGUAACUACAAAAUAAUAAAAUGAGUGCUUCUUAAAUAUUCCAUUUAGUUAAUUAAUUAAUUAAUUAAUUAAUCCAUACUAAAAAUAAAUGACUGCAUGUGUGUCCCAUUAAUAUGUUAAGUAUGUAGUCAUUAUUCGGUUAUUAACUUAAUUUUUUUUAUGCACUCAAUCCUGCAGUGUGUUCAGAUAAGGAAAUAGUUUGGUUAAUUAAUUUGGUAAUUAAUUAAUUUCGUAUAAUUAAUUAUUUUGUUCGUUGGUUGGUUUUUAGUUAACGUUUAGUCAAGUAUUUUUAGUUUGUUUGAUAACCAAUGGAUAAGGUCCACCCACACAUUUACUGCACAAUCUCGUUUUAUCUGCUACUUUCUCCAGCCGAUUUUUAAUUAUAAUUAAUUGCUCUACUAAAUUAUAUGAAUUAUAAUUAUAUUUGUUUUUUUAAUUGUAAUUAAGUUAAUGUCGCACACGGUUUAUGAUUUUAAAAGAAUUCUCUUGUACAAAAACUUGUAGAUCGAUUAUUUAACCAGAGAUACACACCUCACACAUACACAUCGCUAUAAUGAAAUAUAUGCAAAUUAGCUGUUAGUAACUUUAUACAAUAAUAACAAACAAGGAAUGAAAUGAAAUAAAUACAGAAACCUUUUACAAUUUAGAGGUCAUCCACCCACUUUUUAAUUUCUGGAGAGAGAAAAAUGUAAACGGAUAAAAUAAAAUAAAGAAAAAUAAAGAAUGAACUGUAAACGAGA
Folsomia candida is the source of this 9033-nucleotide messenger RNA. RefSeq names its product mucin-19. The record is from RefSeq and is a predicted model, not a curated record. The transcript has 12 exons. Lineage: Eukaryota; Metazoa; Arthropoda; Collembola; Entomobryomorpha; Isotomidae. Bases 1065 to 7379 code for a protein of 2104 amino acids. Gene Ontology annotation, molecular function: chromatin binding.